GCGCGAUCUGUAUUAUAGAAAAUCACGGAAUAAUAUUCCUUCAGACAACCCGAUGAUUGGAAGCAUAUUUCAUCUAUUUUGUGCCCAGUACGUGCUUUGUGGCAAUGUUUCAUCGCUCACAUCUCCGGACUGCGAAGACCCCUCAUCUGCGUUGUGCGAUGUUUUUCCCACACUUCCCACAUUUCUUCCUGUGCCAGUGACUCCGUCAGUCAUAACAGCACCAAUAUUCCACUGUCUUGUUCCCAUUUUCGGUGCACGAUCGGCGAGUUUCAAAGUGCCCUGGACACUGAUUGCCACAUCCUGCCCAAACACCAUUGCACCAGACAGUGUCACUCGUCAGUGAGGCAGGGGUGGCUCGUGUGCUUAGAGGACAGACGGCUGUUAAGGCUAGGAGACCGAUUGACAAGAGAUUCAUCGUCGAAGACCACCUAUAACUGGUGUCAAGCUAAAUCACGGGUCUAUUGUUCGCUAGUGCCAGCGCUUAGGGUUUGCCCGUCGCAUUUGAUAUAAGUAGCUGCUGCUUAUAAUAAACCUGAAA
Molecule: messenger RNA, 538 nt
Organism: Suillus subalutaceus
Lineage: Eukaryota; Fungi; Basidiomycota; Agaricomycetes; Boletales; Suillaceae
Exons: 2
Coding region: 53-343 (96 amino acids)
Source: RefSeq, a predicted model, not a curated record